Messenger RNA from Williopsis jadinii, 1308 nucleotides. RefSeq lists its product as uncharacterized. Lineage: Eukaryota; Fungi; Ascomycota; Saccharomycetes; Phaffomycetales; Wickerhamomycetaceae. The record is from RefSeq and is a predicted model, not a curated record. The transcript has a single exon. The coding region runs from base 1 to 1308 and encodes 435 amino acids.
AUGUUUGAUAGGCUGCCACUGGAGCUUCAGUUUGCUGUAUUUGCUUUCUUACAACCUCCAAUUGCCAUACCAAAGUUCACCUUUGUGCCGACAUACGGUGAUUUGAGAUCAGUAUCACAGACAUGUAAACAGUGUAGGGGCGCAGUGUUACGAUACCUACGCUCGAGGGUAUCGUUAUGUCGACAGUACGAGGCACAGCAGCUGAAAGAGGAUGGCGAUAAGCUAGCAGAGCACCUCUGGGAUGCAUGGCGCACGGAUGUUAAGGAGCUGGAAGUGCACUCGUCAAUGUGUCUUGAUGAUAUCGUUUCGAAGUUCGGCAAUGUUGCGAGUGUAACAAUACUUGGAGGGCCUGGGAAGAUGGGGAGCUGUUUCUCCAUACCGUCUGGGCUGGAGCAUCUGGCAUUAAGCUUACAGCACCAGAGGAUUACAUGUGACGGGCGAACCAGGCUCAGAAGGUUAGAUAUCGUCAUCAAUGCCGAUAUUGAGCCAAGUACGCUGGAUGACCUAACUUGGUGUUGCAGGCUGCAAGAGUUGAAUGUGAUGGCCAGUGACAGUACCAAUCUCUUGCGACAUGAGCCUCUUAUGUUGGUACUCCCAAGCUUCAACCACCUUGAGAAACUGACGCUGAGAAAGUACAACUACUCUAAGGUGACGUCUGCUGGUGGACACUAUACCCGGAUGUUCGCUGAAGAUUCUUUCCGAAUACUGAACUCCUUACGACUGAAGGAACUGUCAUUAGACCUCAUCCAUCUAAGAGGCGAUGACAUCAAUUGGGUGGAGUCAGGACCUGUGAGGGCUGACAGACCACGGUUGACGUUGACAAUUGUACAACCCACAGUGGAGUCUCUAUGGGACGAUAGGGACAGCAUUCCAUUGUUAUUUGCUAUGAGGUCUCUAUCAAGAGGGUACAGGGUUGUUUCAUUAAAACAUCCAUAUGGACUACAAACUCAGACACAGCUGAGAACACCAACUAUGAACAUGUACAGCUUAGGUUACAACUCGGAGCUCGAAGUGGAAGAUUUCCAAUUGAUGCGUGCCUGGGAGACCGUUGAUGAUGAAAUACUGCGACAGGAGAUGGAGGGCGACCAUAAGGAGCUGUGUUCAUGGCAACGAGUAAGAGGAUCGUCGCCUACUUAUAGAACGUGGAGUUUGUUCAAAGUGGAAAGAGGCAGCGGUGGGACCAAUGAAACCAUUAUAAAGAUGAUAGGUGAGUCGGACAACACAUUGGACUUUUGGAGUACAGAGACGGUUCUUUCAAACGUGGCAAAGCAUAGCAUUGAGCGGAAGAAGACAUCGUUAUGGGACUAA